ACGCACCUACAGGACGCAUACAUCCUCGGAAGACUGCUCGCCCAUCCCUUGACGACACUCGACCGCGUCCACGAGGUCCUCCGGAUUUACCAAAGCGUCCGGCUGCCGUUCGCCAACACGAUCUUCAAGUACGCUCGAGAGACGGGUCGGAUGUGUGAAUUCAACUGGCCGGGCCAGUACGACGGGAGCGACUGCUCCAACGAGCGCGAGCAGCUGGAUAAGUUGGGCAAGUCGAUCUACCGAAACUGGCAGUGGCAGUGGCGCGAGUCGUUUGACGAGCAGUGGGAUGUGGCGGAAUGGGCUAUCGAGCUGUUCCAGCACACCGACGCGCAGAGAGUGCAGGCGCAAUGA
Messenger RNA from Rhodofomes roseus, 351 nucleotides. RefSeq lists its product as uncharacterized. Lineage: Eukaryota; Fungi; Basidiomycota; Agaricomycetes; Polyporales; Fomitopsidaceae. The record is from RefSeq and is a predicted model, not a curated record. The annotation marks the transcript as partial. The transcript has a single exon.